UCUUCACUCGACUCGUUCACUGUACAGCAAACUCGCUGCGCUCCUCCGACCCACUGCUGCAACUUUUGCAGAGACUCCUCACUCCACAGACAUGUCGCACAAUAGCUGAAGUAAACCUGUCAUCGUGGCGCAUCAUCCGGCCAUCAGAAACACAGACUACCGGUUGGGAUUAAAUAAAAAGACGCCUGUCUCCAAUCUGUCGCUCUGCUCAUCGCGUCGGAUCCCUCAAGGUUUUUUUUUUUUUUUUGAACGCCUGGACAUGAAUUAUGAGCAUUUUCUCCACUAAUGAACCGGGCCAGUAAUGCAGGAGACCCUCUCAUCAUUGUUUCAAGAUGGCAGAUUGUUAUUGAGAUUUAAACAGAAAGCUCGCUUUAUUUUUUGCCAUGAAUAACAGAAACGCUUGCACCGAUGGCCCCUGUAUACGAAGGUAUGGCCUCGCAAGUGCAAGUGUUCUCCCCUCACACUCUCCAGUCAAGUGCCUUCUUUAGCGUAAAGAAACUCAAGGUGGAGCGGAGUUGUAACUGGGAUAUGACAGGGUACGGCACGCACAGCAAAGUCUACAGCCACAACAGCAACAAGAACGUAUCGACCACCAGCGGUGCCCUCGGCGUCAACAGCUCCCUGCAGGUCGCCAGCUCCACCCUGCCCUACGAGCAGGCUCUCGUCUUCCCAGCCAGCGCUGGCCACAUCGUGGUUGCCUCAGCCAGCAGCACUUCGGGGGCCCUUGGGUCUCUGCUGGGCAGCGGUGGUGGAGGCAACAGCAGCAGCAACAGCAGCGGAGGUGGAAGUGGCGUGGGCGCGGGAGUUGGCGUUCACAACUUGACGCGACGGAGCACGGUGAGUCUUCUAGACACUUACCAGCGAUGCGGGCUUAAACGUAAGAGCGAGGAGCUUGACAAUAACAGCAGCGUGCAGAUCAUUGAGGACCACGGCCCACCAAUGAUCCAGAACGGAGGAGCCAGCGGCGCCACGGUGGCUACCGCGGCCACUGCCACGUCCACAGCAACGUCCAAAAACAGCGGCUCCAACAACGAGGGGGACUACCAGCUGGUUCAGCAUGAAGUGCUCUGCUCCAUGACCAAUACCUACGAAGUGUUGGAGUUUUUGGGAAGAGGAACAUUUGGACAGGUGGUUAAGUGCUGGAAGAGGGGAACGAAUGAGAUAGUGGCCAUCAAGAUACUGAAAAACCACCCUUCGUAUGCGCGGCAGGGCCAGAUCGAGGUCAGCAUCCUGGCGCGCCUCAGCACCGAGAGCGCAGACGACUACAACUUUGUGAGGGCCUACGAGUGCUUCCAGCACAAAAACCAUACGUGCCUGGUAUUUGAGAUGUUGGAACAGAACUUGUAUGACUUCCUCAAACAGAACAAGUUCAGCCCUUUGCCUCUCAAGUACAUCAGACCUGUGCUUCAGCAGGUGGCCACGGCGCUCAUGAAACUGAAGAGCCUCGGCUUGAUCCACGCAGACCUGAAGCCAGAGAACAUCAUGCUCGUGGACCCGUCUCGACAGCCCUACAGGGUUAAAGUCAUUGACUUUGGUUCAGCCAGCCAUGUGUCCAAAGCUGUCUGCUCCACAUACCUACAGUCCCGGUACUACAGGGCUCCAGAGAUCAUCCUUGGCCUGCCGUUCUGCGAGGCCAUAGACAUGUGGUCGCUGGGUUGUGUGAUAGCUGAACUCUUUCUGGGAUGGCCCCUCUACCCCGGAGCUUCGGAGUAUGAUCAGAUCCGGUACAUUUCCCAGACGCAGGGUCUUCCGGCAGAGUAUCUCCUGAGUGCAGGGACAAAGACCACCAGGUUCUUCAACAGAGAUCCAGACUCCACCUAUCCUCUCUGGAGACUCAAGACUGCAGAGGACCACGAGGGUGAAACGGGGAUCAAGUCCAAGGAGGCUCGCAAGUACAUCUUCAACUGUUUGGAUGAUAUGGCACAGGUGAACAUGACGUCAGACCUGGAAGGGAGCGACAUGCUGGCGGAGAAGGCAGACAGGAGGGAGUUCAUCGACCUGUUAACCAAGAUGCUGACCAUUGAUGCCGACAAGAGGAUCACCCCCAUCGAAACGCUUAACCACCCCUUCGUUACCAUGUCACAUCUCCUUGAUUUCCCACACAGCACACACGUAAAGUCAUGCUUCCAAAACAUGGAGAUCUGUAAACGGCGUGUCAACAUGUAUGACACAGUCAACCAGAGCAAAACGCCCUUUAUCACCCACGUGGCCCCCAGCACCUCCACCAAUCUCACCAUGACCUUCAACAACCAGCUGAACACUGUGCACAGCCAGGCCACCAGCCUGGCUCCCUCCUCCACCAGCAAUGCCACCCUUUCCUUUGCAAGUCCUGACGUCUCCAUACUAAACUACCAAUCUACACUCUACCAGCCCUCCGCUGCCUCCAUGGCAGCUGUGGCCCAGAGAAGCAUGCCGCUGCAGCCGGGCGCUCCGCAGCUCUGCGCCGCCCGACCCGACCCCUUCCAGCAGGCGCUCAUAGUCUGCCCACCAGGUUUCCAAGGGCUGCAGGCGUCACCUUCCAAGCACACCGGUUACUCUGUGCGGAUGGAGAAUGCCGUUCCCAUAGUGACGCAGGCUCCCGGUGCCCAGCCCCUGCAGAUUCAACCUGGCCUCCUUACACAGCAGGCCUGGCCCAGCGGCACCCAGCAGAUCCUGCUGCCUCCAGCGUGGCAGCAGCUCACCCACACCUCAGUCCAACACGCCACUGUCAUCCCUGAUUCCAUGAGCGGCACACAGACUCUCGCCAACUGGAGGAAUUCCCACCCCCACGGAAGCCAUUAUAAUCCCAUUAUGCAGCAGCCGGCCUUAUUGACUGGCCACGUCACUCUCCCGACGAGCCAGACCCUCAAUGUGGGAGUGGCGCAUGUCAUGAGGCAGCCAUCAACCAAUAGCAGCUCAUCUUCCAAAAAGAGCAAACAGCACCAGAUGGCCGCCAGGAACGUAUCGGCCUACGAGGUGUCGUCCUCCCAGGUUGUGCUGUCGCCGCAGCGCUCCAAGCGAGUGAAGGAGAACACUCCCCCUCGCUGCGCCGUGCUGCAAAACGGCUCGGCGUCCAACUGCCCGCCCACGCAGGGGUUUGCCCAUGGAGGGUGGGGGGCUAAUGAAGCGGAGCAGGCUUCCAGCACCACUCGCGACCAUCAGCAUCAGCACCACGUCCCCAGACAGACCAUCAUCAUCCCUGACACACCCAGCCCCGCAGUCAGCAUCAUUACCAUCAGCAGCGACACGGAUGAGGAAGAUGAGCACAAACAAAACAACAGCUCAUCUUCUAAGCAGAGAAAGAACGUCAUCAGCUGUGUGACGGUCCACGAUUCACCAGAGUCAGACUGUUCGAGCAACAACAGCCCCUACUCUAUGGACCCGAGAUCCCACCACCACCACCACAACAACAACAACAACAGCAACGACACAAAAAACACCAUCCUGGACAACUACAACAACGGGAACCCACGCACCAUCAUCAUCCCCCCUCUAAAAACACAGAACAGUGAGGUCUCAAAUGAAUGUGAGCACUUGAUGCCAGACGGGAUGAACCUUCAGAAUUCAUCAUACAAGGUAAAAUCCACCAAUGGAGUGAUAUCUGGCAAUAAUCGCAUACCAGGAGGUGUGACUGGAGGUGUUUCCUACCGACCGCAGCGCUCAGGGCCACACCCACUUCAACAGCAGCCUCUCAAUCUCAGCCAGGCACAGCAGCACAUGGUGGCUGAACGAAACGGAGGACAUCGGCGACAGCAAGCCUACAUCGCCCCGAACAUCGCUGCUCAAGCCCCAUACUCCUUCCACCACAGCAGUCCGUCUCAUACAGGAAACGUUCACCCACACCUGGCUGCCACACACCUGCCCAGCCAACCGCACCUGUACACCUACACAGCCCCUGCUGCACUGGGCUCCACCAGCACCGUUGCCCACCUGGUGGCGUCGCAGGGCUCGGCACGCCACGCGGUCCAGCACGGAACCUACCCUCCGAGCAUCGUCCACCAGGUUCCAGUCAGCAUGAGUCACCGCGUGUUGCCGUCGCCCACCUUGCACCACAGCCAGUACCAGGCCCAGUUUGCCCACCAGGCCUACAUCAGCGCCUCACCUGCCUCCACUGUCUACACUGGAUACCCACUGAGCCCCACCAAGGUUAACCAGUAUCCUUACCUCUAGAGAAGACACUGACUGACACUGGAGAGCCUGACCCAGAACUGCUGCUGCUCCUUCUACCCCGUCCCCCACAGUCCCCCUCCUGAACGUCCAUCCUCUCCUCGACCUCAGACAUGAACAGAGACAGAGGAACAUGCAAUCCUCACGGAACUGUCACGUGCAACCUGAAGAAGAAACGACAGAGAGACAAAGAAAAUUACGAUUCACAGCCUCUUGAGAAGGGAAAGGCGGCUUUUGACUUUUCGAGGGGUACAGCUCAAAUUUUCCUAUUUUUUCUCUUUCUUUAGAAAUGGCCAGUUUUUGCUUUUUUUUUUUACCUUAUGGUUUACUUUGUGGAAAAAAGUAACAUCUCAGCUGCUUCGCAGGGCAGUUUGAAGCAGGCGUCUUCUUAGAUGGGAGAGGCUUUCUGGUUUGUUUCCUUUUUAUUUCCCCUCAUAAAUUUAGGAAGUGACUGUUGAACGGGGGGGGGGGGGGG
Nothobranchius furzeri (turquoise killifish) is the source of this 4621-nucleotide messenger RNA. RefSeq names its product homeodomain interacting protein kinase 2 (gene hipk2). Gene Ontology annotation, molecular function: ATP binding; SMAD binding; protein tyrosine kinase activity. Gene Ontology annotation, cellular component: cytoplasm; nucleus; PML body. The record is from RefSeq and is a predicted model, not a curated record. Gene Ontology annotation, biological process: positive regulation of transcription by RNA polymerase II; peptidyl-threonine phosphorylation; peptidyl-serine phosphorylation. Lineage: Eukaryota; Metazoa; Chordata; Actinopteri; Cyprinodontiformes; Nothobranchiidae.